This is a messenger RNA of Passer domesticus (house sparrow), 3888 nucleotides long. It is a transcript of the gene FGL2, whose product is annotated as fibrinogen like 2. The coding region runs from base 16 to 1461 and encodes 481 amino acids. The transcript has 2 exons. Lineage: Eukaryota; Metazoa; Chordata; Aves; Passeriformes; Passeridae. The record is from RefSeq and is a predicted model, not a curated record.
UAUUAAUCACUCGUGAUGCAAGCACUCCCACCCAUUUCUGAGAACAGUGUAGGCUGUCUGAUAACUCACAGGCUUCAAGCUGCCCUUAUAAAGUUGUUCCACUUCUGCAUACUUCCUCAUACUGCAAGUUUCUCGGUGAAGAUGAAGCUCCUCAUUUACAUAGUCUUGCUGAAGUCAACUCUCCUUGCUUUGACAAAUGUUUUUGCAGUUAUUUUAGAAGAGGAAGAGAAUGCUAAAGAAGCAAAACUUACUGAGACUUGUCCCAUAAAGCUCAAAACUAAUCGGAAAUGUGAUGAAGGAGAGGAUUGUCCUUAUCAGAUAAAUUUGCCUCCGAUGACCAUCCAGAUACCCAAAGAAUUCAAACUGCUUGAGAAGACUCUUAAAGAAGUACAGACCCUUAAAGAAUCAGUAAACAAGCUGAAAAAAUGCUGCCAAGAUUGCAAGCUGCAAGCAGAUGACAACCAGGAAAGAGAGAGAAGUAAUGAAUUCCUGCUACCCAACACUGCAGAAAACAGCGAAAGCCAAGAUAACAGAGUACAGGAACUGCAAAGCAAAGUUAACAGAAUGGCAACCAGCUUAAAAAAUGCAAAGAGCCAGAUUCAGACACUGCAGGGUCGUUUAGAGAAGCUGAGCCUCAUAAACAUGAACAAUGUGGAACAUUAUGUUGACAGCAAAGUCGCAAAUUUGACAUUUGCUGUGAACAACCUGGAUAACAAAUGUUCUUCUAAGUGCCCAGCAAUGCAAGCGAGACCUGUUAUACAAAUAAUGCAGAGGGACUGUGCUGACCACUACACAGCAGGGAGAAGGAGUAAUGGAAUCUACAGGAUUAGCCCUGAUCCCAGAAAUGAGAGCUUUGAAGUUUACUGUGACAUGCAAACACAAGGAGGCGGCUGGACAGUGCUGCAGCGGCGUCAGGAUGGCAGCACUAACUUCAACAGAACCUGGAAUGACUACAAGCACGGCUUUGGAAACCUCAGCAGGGAGUUCUGGCUAGGCAAUGACAAAAUUCACCUCCUGACAAAGAGCCAGGAAAUGCAACUGAGAAUUGAUCUGGAGGAUUUCAAUGGGAUCAGAGAAUAUGCCAAAUACGACCACUUCUACGUGGCCAACGAGUACCUCAAGUACCGUCUCAGCGUCCACGGCUACAGCGGCACGGCAGGAGACGCCCUGCACUACAGCAGGCACUACAACCACGACCAAAAGUUCUUCACAACCCCGGACAGGGACAAUGACAGGUAUCCCUCGGGAAACUGUGGUGCCUACUACAGCUCUGGCUGGUGGUUUGAUGCCUGCUUGUCGGCCAAUCUCAACGGCAAGUACUACCACAAGAAAUACAAAGGCGUUCGCAAUGGCAUUUUCUGGGGUACAUGGCAUGGUAUUUCUGAUGGCAUUCCCACUGGAUAUAGGCAACCCUUUAAAUCAGUAAAGAUCAUGAUCAGACCCAAAAGUUUUGUGCAGUAAUUCUACACAUUUCUCUUAACUAGUUUGCAUUGGAUUGCACUCAAAAUUGUACUUACUCAGUAUUAUACUCAGAAAUCAAGUAUUCAGUUAUGUUUGGCAAAAGAUUGUUGUAGACAAAACAACAUACUUCCACAUAAUAUUUUUAGAUAUGGUUUAGCCCAUAUAAUGCAUUAAAACCAGCAUUAAAAUACCUGAAUAGUUAUUGCUAAAACUUAACACCAGUUAGGUCUUGGUUUUGUUAUGUAAAUAUUCUAAACAUUGCUUUUGGUGCUUUUACUGACUGUGAUAUCCAAGUUUUAUGACUUAAAAUUUUUAUAUUUUCUUCCACAAGUUGUGUCUGAAUGAAUACCUACAUUUUAACCUGAAAAUAAUUAAGAGGUGUAACUAAUAUAAAUUUGUCAACGCUUUGAAAAAAACCCUAGUUUCUCUAAAACAGUCUUUUUCCAUCGUCUAUCCUUCAAAACUUCAAUGGUAUACCACAGCAACAUUAAUAUAAAUUAGGAAAAGUAUUAAAAAUUAUUUUUAAGAACUAGAAAACAGAGGGCCACAUGGUUUGCCCAAAGACACAAAAAAAGGCUUUGAAGAAAAAAGAAAAUGAAGAUGAUUCCUCAAAUUUCAUCCCUUUAUCAAAGAUUUUUCAAAGUUGGUAGAAGAAUUGAAUAAAAAGCAGAGGAAAUAAUUAAAAAAUCAUCAAAUCAUUUAGUUCAUUGAGUCAUUUAGAUCAUUGAGUCCAGCUGUCAACACAGAACUGCCAAGUCCACACUAAGCCAUGUCCCUAGGUGUCACAUCUACACAUGGUGAGAGCAUGUAUUGAACAACAACAUUCUUGCUCUUUUUGGUUCCUCCAUUCAAGCUCAAGGUCCUAUUUGUCAUUUUUAGGAGAAAGGAGCCAUUAUGUAGCUUAUUGCACAUUUAUGCAGGCAGGUAGACAGGCAGGAGGAAGACACAUCAAUAAGAAUCCCCCAUAUUCUUUUCAUUAAUGCCUCUAAAUACAUACAAAGAGUUUCCAGUGCCAUUUUGCUUUCUCCUGAAUCCUUUAGGUAAGUUCAAAUGUUACAAGAUGCUCUUGUAGAGACUCAAGCUCUCAUUCAAAUACUUCUCAAUCUAGAUAUCAUUAGACCCUAAAACUAAAAAAGAAAUUAUAAAAGUUUUGUAACAUAAGACUGUUCUCCCCAUUUUUAGACUACAUGUUUUGUAGCCAUAGAAACAUAAAAACAUACUGUCAGUUCUAAGCAAAAAAGAGAAUAUAUGAUCAAAGAUUUUUUUUCUAAAAUACAAAAAAAAUCAAAUUGUCAAACAGUGCAGGAAUUGCAAAUUAGAGAAACAGUUAUUAAAUCUUGCAUUGUAGAUAGUGAGCACAAAUUUGACUGCACAUAUUGAGACCACGUCUCUAUAGUGACCAACAUUGAGUGGAGAUGCAAUUUAUCUUAGCAAGAGGCUACUCUACUAUCUUGCUUACACCAAUCCUGAAAUGCAGAAAAACUACACUAAGACUCUAUUUCUUUAUCAAUUAAUUGUGGUCACUGUUGGCAUAGCUUUUUUGAUUCAAAGAGACAUUAAAAAAAAAUAAUAAAAGUAUACAUUUGACCUAAUGCUUUAUAAAUAUGAUUGCUACUGUUUUUUUAAGAUUACAACAAAACUAUUAUGGUUAUAAGUAAUGCAAAUGAAGAACACUGGGAAUAGCUAAAUUGUAAAAUACUAAUAUAUAUUUUAAAGAAGUAAAUACUUUGAAAGAUAGUUCAAAUGUAAUUUGGUUUAUUAUAUUUCAAUUUUAAAGAGCAAUGAAAAGUUUUAACUGCAAGAUGUAUCAUCUUUGCUUGAGAAUAUGUUUUGAAACCAUAGAAUAUUUAUUUUGGGAUAAAAAAUAGUUGUCUAAACAAAACAAAAAAACCACAACUGAUCAAGUAUUGGUUAGAAGAGUAAAUAUCUAAUUGCAUAUGUUUAUAUUGAAUCAUUUUGCAUGAAAUGCACAAUUUGCUCCUAUUCAUUAUAUGAUAACUAGCUAAGUGUGACUUAUAGUAUCUGCAAGGUUCCACUUGAAAAUAUCUUUUUUACUACUAAGUUGUAAGAAGAGAAACUGUCCUUUUUAAAUCUUGUUUAAAGGAAGCUUUGUAAAACACAGAAAUGUUAACAGAAUAAGCAAAUGUGACUAAAAUCACCUGCAAAAGCUUUGUCUCAUGUCUUUAAAAACAAAAAGCAAAAAAAGGAAGAGUGUAAUGCUGUUACAGAAAUCUGAUUCUUACCUGCCUGGAACUGUUGUAGCUGAAUCUCUGUUAAUGUGCACUAGUUUUACAAAGUGUAACUCCAUCUACUUGUUGCAAACAUUAUUUGUUUUUUCUUGGUGUAAUAAAAUAAGAAUGUCCCACUGUUCAAGCUGUACUGCUGUCAUAGAUGUACAUAAGGACUAUUAAAAAUUCUCAAAAAUAA